Pyricularia pennisetigena is the source of this 306-nucleotide messenger RNA. RefSeq lists its product as uncharacterized. The record is from RefSeq and is a predicted model, not a curated record. NCBI's taxonomy places the organism in Eukaryota, Fungi, Ascomycota, Sordariomycetes, Magnaporthales, Pyriculariaceae. The transcript has 3 exons. The annotation marks the transcript as partial.
CAAGGCCGGCCGAGUCAACCCGUUUCUGUAGGCGAUGGCUCCUUCCCGUUCGAGACCAGUCUAAUGCCGUGCAAGUGUUGUAGAUAUGGGCUGUCGAAGUUGGGUCUAAGAAUUCAUCUGCUGCCACAUUCAGGUCGCGGAAGAGUUGGCUUUUUACUAAAGUCGCCCAGGGAGCCCUUGAAACGACCACAACGCCAAGAUCUUAACCCGGUCAGGCCAGCGGAGCAGCCAAGGCGGGAAAGAGAGAUAUGUUGCGGAUCCGAGUUCCUCUACAGUAAAGAGUAUUCCGAGUGGGUAGGCUUAUGA